AUGAAUUCCGCGUUGGACGUGAGAAUAGCCACUGUGUUAAAACAAUUAUUUGAUGAAGGUGCUCUAAUUUCAAGAAUGUGCUGUAAAGUAAGGAAAAAAUUUCGAGGAGAGAAACUUUUUAGACGCCUCAGACAAAUUACUGUUUCAAUAAAGAAACUCCAUCAACUAAACAUCUCCGAGGCUAUAUUUAUUAAACAAGCUUGUCAGUGGGAUGGUACUCGUAUUUUACCAGCUUUAAGUAUAAUCAAUCGACUACAGCAGUUCAGUGAAGCUACAGCUCAACUGAUAGUGAAAGUGUUCCAGAAUGGUCAAUGUUGGUUAGAAAUGAAUAUUGCCCUUGCUAUGGUUAGCAGAGUGUGGAUACUUACCAAGUCGUUGAACAAAUCAUUUUCACGGUCCUGUCAAAAUUGUACACCUCUACUGAAUCAAUCAAAAAUGUCUGAAACCCAAUGGCUACCAAAUUUUAAACUACCUGAAUGUUUAAAUAAUAAUAUAUUAGAAAAUAGUCAAAGUGAGUCAAUUGAGGAACUUGUAGAAAGACCAGGUUCUGUUAUGCGUCGUAAACCAGAACCAGAAGACCCAGUUAUAAAAAAAAGAAAAAGACCCGGAAAACAAAUUAGAAUGUUACUAGAAAAACAUAAAAAUAAAAUUUAA
This is a messenger RNA of Macrosiphum euphorbiae (potato aphid), 654 nucleotides long. NCBI's taxonomy places the organism in Eukaryota, Metazoa, Arthropoda, Insecta, Hemiptera, Aphididae. The record is from the annotation of a GenBank genome assembly.